Messenger RNA from Closterium sp. NIES-65, 1089 nucleotides. Lineage: Eukaryota; Viridiplantae; Streptophyta; Zygnematophyceae; Desmidiales; Closteriaceae. The record is from the annotation of a GenBank genome assembly.
AUGGCUGGGUAUGCCGGAAUCCCCACGGUGGCUGGUGCUGGUGGGGAGGGUGAGGGAGGCUGCGGAGGAGCACAGUUCUGGAAGGGUCCAACUGGGGGAGGCUUAUCUGGGGGCGGUUUAUCUGGGGGUGGUGGAGGGAUGGGUUUGCGGAAGGGGGGGAUGUUGGGGGGAGGGAAGGGCAGGGGGGUGGGCGUGGGGGUGUGGAGGGAGCUGGUGCGGCCGAAUGAGGCGGUGAAGCAGAUGCUCAUGCUGGCCGUGGGGGCUGCGUUCUACCAGCAGGCCACAGGCGUCCCCACCAUGCUCUACUACACACCUGAGCUCUUCGCAACGAUGGGUCUCACCUCCUCUGCUGCCAUCCUCUCUGCCAGCCUCGCGGUGGCCCUCGCUUGCACGCUCGCCUCGCUCGUCCCCAUUGCUCUUCUGGACGAGAUUGGGCGACGGACACUGCUGCUCAUCAGCACAGCAGGCAUGACCAUCGCCCUGCUAGCUCAAGCGAUAGUCCUCCACACAAUGAACCUCGGUGGAGAGUUUGACAUCUCUUCAGAAAACCCCUCCUCCUCGUCCCCGCUCACCCCUCUCGUCUCCCGCCCAUUCCAAUCCAACGCCGCUGCUCUCUCCGUGAUCGCCGCAGCAAACCUAACUGUGUUCUUCGCUAUAGGCCUCUCCCCCAUCUCCACUCUCCUCCCUCCGGAGAUUUUCCCCCUCCGGUUACGAGCCCAAGGGACCGGCCUUGCUGUGGCAGUCAGCAGGCUGGUUGCGGCGGCUCUUUCCUCGUCGUUUCUGAGCCUUGUUGACGCGACGAGCCCCGGGUUUCCGUUCUUUGUGUUUGCGGUGCUGUCGGCGGCUGCGGUUCCGUUUCUGCAUUCCUGUAUGCGGGAGACGAGAGGGGCGAAGCUUGAAGGUGCUUCGGCGCUAUUUGAGCCGAGUUUGGGCGGCGGAGUGGGGACAGGAGGGGGGAUGUGGGGGGGAGGAGGGGUGGGAGGUGCGGCUGGGGCGGGAGAGCAGGGUGCUGUGAUGGAUGGGCAUGGGAGAGCGAUUGGGAGGAGGGCAAGGAAUGUGGGAGGAGGAGAUAGGGCUUCAACCAGUUGA